This is a messenger RNA of Acanthopagrus latus (yellowfin seabream), 3085 nucleotides long. RefSeq lists its product as uncharacterized. The record is from RefSeq and is a predicted model, not a curated record. The transcript is spliced from 2 exons. Lineage: Eukaryota; Metazoa; Chordata; Actinopteri; Spariformes; Sparidae. Bases 916 to 1872 code for a protein of 318 amino acids.
CUCAGCUCAGCGCCUUUUUGAGAGAGAGAGGAGUUGAAGAAGAGGCCAUUGCGUUAUUGGAAGAGGAAAAGGUGAGUAAAGAGGAGAUAUAUGUUCAUUUGGUCGGCUAACCGACACUCUUAGAACAGUGAGGCCGCAGCAUGUUAGCUAGCAUGCAAUGCAGGGUGGACGGAGUUCUGUACACAGCAUCACAGGGUUUGUUACGUUUUAUUUUGCUUUGGUGAUGGUGAGUUGUUUCGUUAUCUGAUGGGUUGGUUUGGUUGUCAUGGGGAUGACAAAGGGGCAUUCUGGGCAUUUUACGGUGUCCCUGUCCGGCCCGGUAAUUAGAACAUGAACGGAACAAGCGUGUCUGCCCUACACACAAUACAACUGUGUUGCCUUUAUUUUGAAAAGCGUGACGGAUGCGCAUGCUACAGGUGACGCUGGCCAGCAGCCCCUCAAAGUGUCAGCUAAUGGCAUAAAAUAAACGUUAAUACCGAUUGCCGCAUUUUCAACAAGACAUGGACUGCUAAAUAUUUGUUUACAGAAGUCAAAAGUAAAGCUGCGUGCUUAGUUUGUCUGACACAGGUCGCUGUGUUCAAGGUUUUCAAGAUUGACAGCCACGUCAUAGCACUGAUGGAUGAUGCAACCCUGGCAAAUUACAUCCCUCGCUAUGGAGACCGAAUUGCCCUCUUCAAUUUCUGCAAAAGUAGACAUUCUGUCUCAAAAAGAAAACAAGGACUGCUAGAAAGACUUCGUGAGAAGAUGAAAGUCAGGAAGGAAACUUCGCAGAGCUCCUCACCCCCAACCACCAGAGCAAGUCAGACAAAGAAGCAAAAGCCAACACGAAAUGUUGAGAUAGGAUAGAUACAUAGUGAUGGAAAUGUAAACAAGCAGGUGAGGGCGAAACAGGGAGGUGGCACCAGAAAAAUUAAGAUGGCCACUGAAGCUGGAUUACAAGAGAUUCUUCUGGAAGGAAAGAAACUUUUUACAGCUGAUGCUUGUCAGUCCAUUGGCAAUAUGUAUGAGACAGCAAAGCUGACAAUGUUACGUUUUUACAUUGCAACGAAGGCAAAAGAUAUUGAAGAUGAUGCCAGUGAAACAUCUGAAGUGGUCCUUGUCUCCACACACAGUGGCAGUGAGAUCAGUCCAGUAGAACUGGUAGAAUUCAUGGAUGACUUUGAUGGAGCCCAUCAUACUUCGGAGAUUUCUGUGGAUUCAGAAAUUACCUUUGGUCCUGUUUACAACAUUGAAGAGGAAGUUGAGGACACAUUGAUCUAUGAGGAUUUUCUUAUGCCCACCAUUCCACAUCAGGAGGAAGAAAUGACAAUCACCAUACAUCAUGCUGACACUUUUCAUGACAUGAUUACCGCCUUCUCUGAUGCACACAUUAUGAAGAAAACACUGAAUGUGAAACGCAUACUACCAGACAACACAGAAGAAGCAGGUACUGGAUCUGGGGUACUGAGAGAUGUUCUCAGUUGCUUCUGGCAUGAAUUCUAUGAGCGAUGCACCCUUGGUACGUCAGUUAAAGUGCCAUUCAUUCGCCAUGAUUUUCCUGCUGAAAAAUGGAAGGCAAUUGGCAGAAUCCUUUUGAAAGGGUACCAAGAUUGUCAGUAUUUCCCAAACAAACUUGCACUCCCCUUUGUUGAACAGAUACUUUUCAAUUGUGUGUACAGUGAUCUUAAAGCACAUUUUCUGCAGUUUGUGAGCAGACAGGAGCAAGAAGUUUUGAUGCAAGCUGUAAGUGAUUUCUCUGCAGUUGACUGGGAUGAUCUUGUGGAAGUUCUUUACAACUAUGGCUGUCGAAGAAGAAUCACAGCUGAGAUCAUUCCUACAAUACUCAAUGAAAUAGCACACAAAGAACUUCCAAAAAACCCAUGUUCGUCAUAGACUGCUGGCGGGAGAUCACUGAACAUCAUCUGUCUCUCAGUCCAGAGGCACUGACCAAGUUGUUCUCUGACCUGCAGCCAACCUCCAAAAAGGUCUGUCAGCUGCUGAAAUUUGAUGAGAAUCUGACUCCCAAGCAAAAGGAAGUGGGAAAUCAUUUGAAAAGAUUCAUCAGAGAGCUAGAUGAAAAUAAACUUCAGAAGUUUUUGCGUUUCUGCACUGGAUCUGAUCUUUUAGUAACAGACAGUAUCCUUGUGGAAUUUCAAGAAAUGACAAACUUCACAAGAAGACCAGUUGCGCACACGUGUGGGAAGGUUCUGCAAAUAUCUGACAACUAUGAGAACUUCCCAGAUUUCCGUUCAGAAUUUAAUGCAGUUCUUGAAAGCAAUGUCUGGGUGAUGGACAUAGUUUAGAUUCCCACAGCUAGCAAAACUGCAAUAUCUACUAUGUUUGAAGUAUUCAGCAGACUAGCACAUGCAGACCUACAUGGAAAAGUGAAGAAUAAUUUUGGACUUAUAUGCAGUACAUACAGUAUAUUCAGCAUGUUCUUUAACCUUUAGAGAGAAAAUACUCCAUCUGUGUUGAAAGCCUAGUUUUGGCAACAAAUACUCCAGGAUUGAACAUCGGUACAGUUUAAAAAUAAUGCUUUUAUGCUGCAUUGUUCAUUGGCCAGGGGAGGCUGUACAAUUCUAUUGUUUACAUUUGCUGUUGUCAUGGUUGCAAUAUGUUGUUUGAUAUGCCAUUGCUCAUUUUACUUUCAGAUCUUGAGGUUUAUAUAUUUGCAUAAGGAUAUAAAAAUAUGGACAUGAAAGCAAGUGUUUUGGGAUAUACAGAUGCUUUUCUGUUGUUUUCUUAGAUACUGGAUUGUCUAAACACACAAUAUGUUCCUGCGGUCCAUGUAGAUUGACCACUAUUGUGAAAUAUGGCUGUUACUGUUAAGUCAUCUGUUAAAUUUUCAUCUUCUUGGAUUUUGUGUUUAAAGAACCUGGAUUUGUGAUAACUCAGAGCCUGGUUCUUUGUAUUUUGUAAAAUGUUAUUGUAACUGUUCAGAUGUACUCCUUGUCUUUUUUUUUACCUUUAUAUUUUUACUUGCUGAAAACGUGUUUUAACAGUUUUAAAAGUUGAGCUAUACUUGUUAUAUGCUCAAGGUAUGAGUUUAUACCAUGUUAAUGGAUUUAAUAAUGAUUUUUACAAACUUUGUUAAUAAAAAUCUACC